Hemiscyllium ocellatum (epaulette shark) is the source of this 756-nucleotide messenger RNA. RefSeq names its product V-set and transmembrane domain-containing protein 2-like protein. NCBI's taxonomy places the organism in Eukaryota, Metazoa, Chordata, Chondrichthyes, Orectolobiformes, Hemiscylliidae. Bases 1 to 756 code for a protein of 251 amino acids. The record is from RefSeq and is a predicted model, not a curated record. The transcript is spliced from 6 exons.
AUGGGGAUAUUUGGAGUGACAGUGGGAGCUUUGCAUUACCUGGGGCUCUAUGUGCAACUCUGUGCUUCUUCACAAGCUCUGUUUACUGAGGUCCCUCAUGAUGUCUCAGCCAGAGCUGGGCAGGAUGUGGAGAUGGCCUGUGCUUUUAGGGGCAGUGGUUCACCAUCCUACUCACUGGAGAUUCAGUGGUGGUAUAUCCGAAACUCCAAGGACUGGACCGACAAACAAGCAUGGAGCUCCCACCAGAUGAAGACUUCUACCCAUGAGGAGCCUAGGAAGGACGCAACAAAAAUCAGUGCUGUGAAGGUAGUUGGAAGCAAUAUCUCUCACAAACUGCGAUUGUCCACCAUAAAAACCUCAGAUGAAGGCACUUAUGAAUGCAGAGUGACUGAUUACAGUGAGGGCAAACCCAGACAUCACAAAGUGAAAGCUUAUCUGAGGGUCAAACCUGAGCAGGAUCAUGAGAUGCUGCUACAUGAAGCUGCCGCCCACAUGCAGGAUACCAAGGUGCCGGGAAGUGAUAUGAAAGCUCACACGAAUCAUAUUGCUAAAUCCUCAUCUUUUUCCAACAGCCCUAAAUCUAUCCAAAUCAUGAAUGAACAAGCUCUGGAUACUGACUGUGAACAGAAUGAUCUGUCUCUUGAUGCUGAUCGGAGAGAAAGUCAAAAAAAAGAAAACCAGGAGAUUUUGCAUUAUCCAAACAACAUUCAUCAGUUGAAGUAUAGCCAAUAUGCACUGGCGAAAUGUGCAUUAUAG